Molecule: messenger RNA, 779 nt
Organism: Manduca sexta (tobacco hornworm)
Lineage: Eukaryota; Metazoa; Arthropoda; Insecta; Lepidoptera; Sphingidae
Product: cuticle protein 7-like
Exons: 3
Coding region: 71-667 (198 amino acids)
Cellular component (GO): extracellular matrix
Source: RefSeq, a predicted model, not a curated record
GAUCUAUAAAACCAUUCGGUAAGACAAUUGACAUCAAUCUGCACUUGAUCGUUCAGUAGUACUUACAAAAAUGUUCAGCAAAAUCGUAGCUAUCAGCGCCCUCCUGGCCGCGGCCAACGCUGGUCUCUUAGGCCACGGACACGCUGUCUCUUCCCAAAGCAUCGUCCGUCACGAUGAAGCUGUUGUGCACGGUGCUCCCGCCGCACACUACGUCGCUCCUGUAGCCCACUAUGCCGCCGCCCCCGUCGCCCACUACGCUGCCCCCGUCGCCCACUACGCUGCCCCCGUCGCCCACUAUGCUGCCCCUGCUGCCCACUACGACGGUCACGAUGAAUACGCUCACCCUAAAUACGACUUCGCUUACUCCGUGGCUGACCCCCACACCGGCGACCACAAGUCCCAGCACGAGAGCCGCGACGGAGACUCCGUGCACGGCUCCUACUCCCUGGUGCAGCCCGACGGCUCCGUGCGCAAGGUCGACUACUCCGCUGACGCCCACAACGGUUUCAACGCCGUCGUGCACAACUCCGCCCCCGCUGCACACCCCGCCCCCGCUGUGCACGUCGCUCCCGCUGUGCAUGUCGCUCCCGUUGUCCACGCCGCCCCCGUUGUACACGCUCUCCCCGUUGUACACGCUGCCCCUGCUCAUGGCUACCAUCAUUACUGAACGAUCAUAACUUAACAUAAGUGAAAACCAAUGAUUGUAUGUCUGUAAGAGUUUAUUUAUGUAUGUGUAAAUAUAUGCGAAUAAAAUGUAAAUAAAAAGAAUUAUGACUAUA